Messenger RNA from Glossina fuscipes, 1404 nucleotides. RefSeq names its product aladin-like. The coding region runs from base 1 to 1404 and encodes 467 amino acids. The record is from RefSeq and is a predicted model, not a curated record. Gene Ontology annotation, biological process: nucleocytoplasmic transport. Gene Ontology annotation, cellular component: nuclear pore. Gene Ontology annotation, molecular function: protein binding. NCBI's taxonomy places the organism in Eukaryota, Metazoa, Arthropoda, Insecta, Diptera, Glossinidae. The transcript has a single exon.
AUGUGCACUGCCUUUGCAUCUGGAAUUAUUCAUAUGCGUCCCAUAUGCAUGUUACCCCGAAGUGAAAUUCAUGAUAAUUCUGAACCGAAAUAUUAUCCCGAAAUCAAUUUAGGUAAGGAUGGUUUUAAUACAUCUAACCCGCUAUCACGGUACGCAACUACAUCGGGUAGUGUUUUACUGCCGGUCGAAGAAAGCGUAUUGAAACGCGUUGUACGUACAUAUUUCGAAUAUGGGUUUAAAGAAGCCCUUAAUGAAGCUACAACAGAUGAAACAGCCGCUUGCAGUCCAACAAUUUUUGCCAUUGCAGAGUUUAUAUUUAGCGUUAUGGCAUUUGUGCAAUACUUGAAAAGUAAGAUAUGCCCGUACCUGAAAGAAUCAGACAUUAACAACAUAGCUAAUCAUGUGGAAACAAGAGAUUGGUUGCGCGCCGCUAUUAGAUUUAUUGCUUGGCAUCCGAAUUGUUUUAAGAUUGCUGUAGCCGGUGUGGAUGAUUGUAUACGGAUCUAUUCGGAUGAAGUUUCCAUUGUUCCAGUAUUAAAGGAUGAUUCGCAAAUAUGGAUUACCAGCAUGGCUUGGCGGCCUUACUGUGCUGCCGAAUUAGCUGUAGGAUGUCAAAAAGGCAUUUGUCUGUGGACAAUAAGCAACACAAAACGUAUUCCAUCUUCUCAAUCGCUGAUGGUAUUCUUGAAAUAUAAUAAUCACUGUCCCGUUAUCUCUGUACAAUGGAAUGCGGAUGGGAAUAUAUUGGCUUCAGCUUCAAUCCACGACACUGACAUUUUAUUAUGGCAUAUAGAUAAUAUGCAAACCACUCCGUUAAAGCGAAUGGGGUCAGCUUGUUCUUUAUUAAAGUGGUCGCCAGACGGCUCGUGUUUAUUUAACGCUACGUUAGGUAAUGUCUUUCGAUUUUGGUAUAUUGAAAACAAAUGGCAACCUGAACGUUGGACAUUGCCAAAGGGUUAUAUACAAUCGGCGUGCUGGUCACCUUCUAGUCGUUUCCUACUAUUUAUUACAUCAGAAGAGCCAUUGCUCUAUUGCUUAGAUUGUGAUGAGGAGCACGUAUUCAUAUCUUCUUCAAGUCAAAAACGGGUUUCGCCUAUUGCUGACUUAGCGCAAAUCUCCGUUGGAGAACAUCAACUAGGUGGCAGACCUCAAGCCUUAGCCUGGGAUCCCAACGGCUUAUAUUUGGCAAUAACUUUUCGAGAUACAGAUUGCGUCGUUCUAUUUUCAACAUACUUGCAAAAAUAUAACCUCACUUUAUCGCCUAUGAAAUUCUUAAACGGCAUUGGCAACGAAUAUCCCGCUCACAUAUGCUUUCAAAGCAAAAAUUUUAAAAAUUCCAAUUCCGUGCUUACUAUCGGUUGGUCUGGUGGGUGGGUACAAUUUGUCCCGCUGGCGAAUAUGUAA